Molecule: messenger RNA, 2278 nt
Organism: Panonychus citri (citrus red mite)
Lineage: Eukaryota; Metazoa; Arthropoda; Arachnida; Trombidiformes; Tetranychidae
Gene: Gdi
Product: rab GDP dissociation inhibitor alpha-like
Exons: 3
Coding region: 109-1443 (444 amino acids)
Biological process (GO): small GTPase-mediated signal transduction; protein transport; vesicle-mediated transport
Cellular component (GO): cytoplasm
Molecular function (GO): Rab GDP-dissociation inhibitor activity
Source: RefSeq, a predicted model, not a curated record
UCUUAAUUGUCCCAGUGCCUGAAUUUAAUUGUUGUUUCCAAAUAAAAUCAUCAUCUAAUUUAUUGGUAUUACUAAUAGAGGUAUUUAAAUCUAAACACUUGAAUAAUCAUGGAUGAAGAAUAUGAUGCCAUCGUUUUGGGUACUGGACUAAAAGAAUGUAUCAUUUCUGGUAUGCUCUCUGUCUCUGGUAAAAAAGUUCUCCAUAUUGACCGAAACAAGUAUUAUGGAGGUGAAUCAGCCAGUAUUACCCCAUUAGAAGAUCUGUUCAGUAAAUUUGGCAAUGAAGUGGCCAGUCUGGAUGAAUUUGGAAGAACUCGAGACUGGAAUGUUGAUCUAAUCCCUAAAUUUCUUAUGGCUAAUGGUUUACUGGUAAAAUUAUUGAUUCACACUGAGGUUACCAGGUACCUUGAGUUCAAAGUUAUUGAAGGAUCUUACGUUUACAAGGGAGGAAAAAUCUUUAAAGUACCAGCUGAUGAGAAAGAAGCUUUAGCUUCAAGUUUAAUGGGAAUGUUUGAGAAACGUCGAUUCAGAAGUUUCCUUUUGUUUGUCAAAGACUUUAACAAGAAUGACAAGUCAACCUGGAAAGACGUUGAUCCAAACAAAACAACCGCUGCUCAAUUGUAUGAGCAUUUCAAUUUAGACAAAGAUACUGCUGAUUUUACAGGUCAUGCUUUAGCUUUGUAUCGAGAUGAUGAUUAUCUUUACAAACCAUGUGCUGAUUUGAUUGAAAGAGUUCGACUUUACAGUGAAUCAUUGGCACGAUACGGUAAAAGUCCUUACCUUUACCCUCUAUAUGGUUUGGGUGAACUUCCUCAAGGUUUUGCUCGUCUCUCUGCCAUUUAUGGCGGUACCUACAUGUUGGACAAACAGGUUGAUGAGAUCGUCAUGGAAAAUGGUAAAGUAGUUGGUGUCCGAUCUGGUAAUGAGAUUGCUCGAUGUAAGCAAGUCUAUUGUGAUCCUAGCUAUGUAACCGAUCGAGUAAAAAAGGUUGGCCAAGUGAUUCGUUGUAUCUGUUUACUCAACCAUCCAAUUCCGAAUACCAAAGAUUCUCUCUCCUGUCAAAUUAUCAUUCCCCAAAAGCAAGUUGGUCGUAAAUCUGAUAUUUAUGUUUCUAUGGUAUCAUAUACUCAUCAAGUUUCAUCAAAGGGUUGGUUCAUUGCUAUGGUAUCAGCUUUUGUUGAGACCAACAAUCCUGAAGGAGAGAUUAAACCAGGUUUGGAUCUUCUUGGCCCAAUAAAGCAAAAAUUUGUCGCCAUUUCGGACAUUUACAAGCCGGAUGACAAUGGAUUGGAAAGCCAAAUAUUUAUCUCGGAAUCAUUUGAUGCUACAACUCAUUUUGAAACAACCUGUCUCGAUGUGUUGGAUAUUUACAAGAGAGGAACCGGUGAAGAGUUUGACUUUUCCAAAGUAAAACGUAAUUUGGAUGAUGAUGAGCAACAUUAAAGAAAAUUUUCAAAUACAUAAAAUCCACAAUUUUGGAAAUACAGAAAAAAAUAAAUCAACAAGUAUCAAAAAUCAUCCGUUAGUAUUCAGCAUGGCUUCAAGAAGAAAACAAUUUUCAAAUCAAAGGCUCUGAAUGGCACAAGGAAACUCCAAAUAGCAAAAGAAGAUUCAAUAUAUUCGCUAUCUUUUCUUCUAAUCUUUUCCCUUUUGUCUUUACUCCUUGAAUUCUCUUCCACUCUCUCUCUCUCUCUCUCUCCCUAACCCAUACAAACAAAAAGUUCUCUGUCCCUUUAAACCCGGUCUCAAGUCUAAAUUCACACUCUAAUCUAUCUUCUAUCUCACCUUUUCUCUCCCUAUCUACAAGAAAACAAAACUCUCAUGUUGAAAGAUAUUAAUCUAAUAAUAUUAACGGUGUUGUAAAUGGAUUCAAAUAACUGCUUGUCCUUUUCUUUCACCAAAAUCCCAAUCCCGCUCCAAGUAAUUUUCGCCCUCAGUAUUUGCAAAUGAUAUUUUCUUUUUCUCCUCCAGUCAAAAACAGAAAAUCGUAAUCACCUGAAAUGCGAAAAAAAGAUAAAUAUCUCAACAGGUAAAUUCUCAUUUUCUGUUUUGGAUGUUGUAUUUUUCUCUUUUGUUUUUCUAUUUUCUCACCUUCUCUUAAUUUCUAUUCUUUUUUCCCACUUGUGUAUGUCUUAUAUUUUUCUUUCUUUCUUUUCUCUUUAUAUCUUUGUACUGUCUCAAUCAUUCUGUCGUCUGUGUAUCAACAAUCAAUUCCUCUUAAUGGAAAAGUAAAUGUGUAUUGGGUUGAUUAAUCUCUCUCUCUACUACUGUACUUUAA